Molecule: messenger RNA, 1539 nt
Organism: Aspergillus versicolor CBS 583.65
Lineage: Eukaryota; Fungi; Ascomycota; Eurotiomycetes; Eurotiales; Aspergillaceae
Product: alpha/beta hydrolase family protein
Exons: 1
Coding region: 74-1375 (433 amino acids)
Source: RefSeq, a predicted model, not a curated record
CGUAACAAAAGGGGACACCGAUUCAAUCAUCAAUUCAAUCGUCAAUCAUCUUAGACCUGUUCUAUACUCCAGCAUGAAGCUUUCUAUCUUGACCAGCCCUCUUCUGGCUGCACUGGUAUCAGCCGCAGCCAACCAACCAAACACCUACCCAACCCUACAACUAAGUACCGACACCGCGUUCAACUUCGAAUUCCUCACUGCCCUGCGCAACUCCCUCACCGGCGGUUCAGACAUAGGCCCAGUCCUCGGCGUCGCCCAGGCCAUCGAACCCGGCAACAUGACCUCCUACGCUGACGAGUUCCUCAAACUCGCAAAGCACACCAAAGCCCAGGCUCAAGACCCGGAGAACGCAUACGACCCAGCCAAUGUCCGAGACACCUGGUUCUCGGCCUCGCACUACUUCCGCCGCGCAGACGUCUACCUCCACCGCAACUGGUCCAGCCCUCUCCUCGCCUCCGUCUGGGCCGAGCAGACCGCCGCAUUCGACAAGGCCAUUGCGUCUCUGCCUAUCCCCGGCCAGCGUAUCCGCAUCCCUGCAACAGAGGCAAACUUCACCGUCGAAGCUAUCUGGUACGCCGCCGCUGCCCCUGAAAGCAAGAGCCGGAAACUACCUACCCUAGUCAUCGCCAAUGGUUUCGAUGCCGCGCAGGAAGACUCGUACCACUACUUCGUUGCGGCGGCUCUCGCGCGCGGCUGGAACUGUAUCACAUACGAAGGUCCGGGCCAGCCUACCGUCCGUCGGAACCAGAAUAUCGGGUUCAUCCCGGAGUGGGAGCGAGUCACGACGCCUGUCGUGGACUACAUCUUGUCUGAAAAGGCCGAUCUAGUAGAUGAAGACCGAGUGGUACUUAUCGGGAACUCACUUGGUGGAUACUUUGCAGCCCGGGCAGCGGCAUUUGAGAAACGGCUUGCGGCGACGGUUCUGAUCGGUGGUGUUUGGGAUACGUACGCGGCGUUCACGAAGCAGCUGGAGCCGGAGAUUCUGGCGGUUUAUGAGGCGGGGAAUUACUCUGACUUUGAUGAGACGGUGCUUUCAUUGCGGGAUGCUGGAGAGCUUUCUACGGAUGCGACUUGGGGGCUUGACCAGGGGCUGUGGGCGUUUAAGACGCAUUCGCCGAGUGAGUUUUUCAGUCGGAGUAAGAAGUUCAAUCUGGAGGGGGUGGCGGAGAAGAUUGAUAUGCCGGUGUUUGUGGGGGAUGCGGAGUUUGAUGCGCUCUACGAGGGCCAGCCGCAGAAGGUCAAGGAUGCGAUUGGGGACAAGGCGACGCUGCAUCGGUUUGAGGGCGUUGCUGGGUAUCAUUGCCAGACUGGGGCUGACCAAGAGUUGUCGAGGACUGUUUUUGCGUGGUUGAACAAGACUCUUGGUGGUGCUUGAUGUAGUUGAUGCAGUGGUAUAGCCAAGACUUUCGGUGUCGUUAAGUGAAGGAUGUUUGUAUUAAUUACCUGGAAUGCACUUUAUUUUCUGAAACAUGACAGCAUCUGUACAAUCGUGUUAUCUAAUAUGAUGGAUUGAAUUGGAGUCGGGCUCCGAAACGGGAA